Messenger RNA from Protopolystoma xenopodis, 429 nucleotides. The record is from the annotation of a GenBank genome assembly. NCBI's taxonomy places the organism in Eukaryota, Metazoa, Platyhelminthes, Monogenea, Polystomatidea, Polystomatidae.
AUGCUACUAUAUAGCCUUCUCGCUACUUCAUCAGAUGAUGCUCAGCCAUCCGUUCCUGGAUCCAUACGAUGGGAUCCUGAUGGGUUCCUGACCUACGAUUCGGAACAGUGUCUUUCCACACCAACUUUAAGUAAUAUCUCUUUCAGACCGCACUCUGAGGCAUUGAAUUGCAUUCGCGUAGUACGCACUAGUCGCUAUCGGCCGGACUGCAAAAGUGUAGGCCUCUCUGAAACGGGCUCUUAUUUGACUCGCCGACAGCAAGGCAACUGUGACCAUCGAACCUGCACUCGUCUUGUUGAGACCUACGCCAAGCGAUACGACGCCAAAAGAUGUGGUUGUGCCUGGGAGGUGGUCUCUCGACGAAGAUGCACAUGUUGCGGUGAGCUUCUGAGAGUAUUCGAAAUCGGCUUAAAACGCCUCUCUCUUUAA